Messenger RNA from Ilex paraguariensis (yerba mate), 429 nucleotides. Lineage: Eukaryota; Viridiplantae; Streptophyta; Magnoliopsida; Aquifoliales; Aquifoliaceae. The record is from the annotation of a GenBank genome assembly.
AUGGGCGCCGCUAAUCGUGGGGCGCCACGGACACAGCUGGAGGGACGCGUCUAUCGUGAAGAGAGCGCCAAAGAUGAGGCACAAAUCAGGGAGGUUGAGGCGUCAUGGGUCGACGUCGAGGGCGACACACCAUGGGCACCAAGGGCGAUGCUAGAUGACGAACACAGGCAACAGAGCCCGCAAUUGGGUUCAACAAAUGCUAGGUAUGGUCAGGUAUGCGCGUCAGUGGUGUCGCGAGGCACUGGGCGUUGCCAGGCGCUUGGUGGCGGAAGUGGGCAUGGAGCUAGGAAGUCUGGGUCCCGGCUCAUGGAGCAGAGUACGCCAAAGGAUGCUAGUAUUUUCGGCGGCGCUAAUUCUAGGCAGACGAUGGAUGAUAUGGUUCAUUCAGGUAGAAACUCCAUAGAGUCAGAUCCCUCAAGGGUCUCCUAG